Neoarius graeffei (lesser salmon catfish) is the source of this 1203-nucleotide messenger RNA. It is a transcript of the gene sec14l7, whose product is annotated as SEC14-like lipid binding 7. Gene Ontology annotation, cellular component: cytoplasm. Lineage: Eukaryota; Metazoa; Chordata; Actinopteri; Siluriformes; Ariidae. Bases 7 to 1203 code for a protein of 398 amino acids. The transcript has 12 exons. The record is from RefSeq and is a predicted model, not a curated record.
AAGCAAAUGAGUGGCCAUGUAGGCAAUCUCAGUCCUAGCCAGGCUAUGGCUCUGGAACAGUUUUGUGAGAGAAUUGAAGAUGUAUACGCCCAGCUUCCUAAUCAAAGCAACUAUUACCUGCUUCGCUGGCUCCGAGCCAGAAGCUUCAAUGUCCUGAAGGCUGAAGAAAUGCUUAGAAAGCAUUUAGAAUUCCGCAAGCGCUUGAAAGUAGAUUCAAUCCUGGAAAGCUGGAAGCCACCAGAGGUAAUUGAGCGCUACGUGUCUGGUGGUAUGUGCGGCUAUGAUCGAGAGGGAAGUCCAGUCUGGUAUGACAUUAUUGGUCCCCUUGAUCCAAAAGGCCUCCUCAUGUCUACCACCAAACAAGACUACAUCCAGAACAAAAUUAGAGAUUGCGAGUUUCUACGGAAAGAGUGUUUAAGGCAGUCUGAGAGGCUUGGGAAAACAGUGGAGUCCAUAACUGUUAUUUAUGAUUGUGAAGACCUUGGCCUUAAACAUAUCUGGAAGCCUGCAGUUGAACUGUAUGGAGAAAUUCUGACUAUGCUUGAGGAAAACUAUCCUGAGGGCCUUAAGAGGGUUCUUCUUAUUAAAGCUCCUAAAAUCUUUCCUAUUGCCUACAACUUGAUCAAGCCAUUCCUGUGUGAAGAAACUCGUCGAAAGAUUGUUGUCAUUGGCUCCAACUGGAAAGAAGUACUGCAGAAAUACAUAGCACCACAUCAACUUCCCAUGGCCUAUGGAGGCACGUUGACGGAUCCAAAUGGGAACCCUUACUGUAAAACUAUGAUUAAGUAUGGUGGUGUUGUGCCAAAGUCCUACUACGUAAAAAAUUCAAUUGAUGUGCAGUAUGAAAAGUGCAUCACCAUCCGCCGUGGAUCUGACUACCAGCUGGAGUGUGAAGUCCUUGUCCCUAACUGCUUAUUAAGAUGGCAGUUUGCUAGUGAUGGGGGUGAUAUUGGUUUUGGCAUCUACAUGAAGACUAAAGCGGGAGUGACACAAAAAAUCACAGAAAUGCAGGAGGUGUUGCCAACUACACGUUAUAAUGCACAUCUAGUGCCAGAGGAUGGAUCAUACAUGUGUGAAGAACCAGGCAUUUAUGUGAUACGGUUUGAUAACACUUACAGUAUUCUUCAGUCAAAGAAGAUAAGCUUCACGGUGGAUGUUGCUCUACCUGAAAUACACACUCAGAACUUGGAAGAACAGGCAUGA